CAACCCAGACCAGGACCAAGAUGAAGUGUGUAGAGGUCACAAGAAGAAGAAGAGGAAGCAGAAGAGGCAGGAGCACGUAGUGGGAGAAUGUUGUUGUCCCGCUCAGGCCGCCCCUUCCUCUCCCCCAGGUCACCCUCGCGCCUCCUCGUCCCGCUGGCCAACUACACCAGCAACUACAGACUAGCAGAAGUUGGCCGCUUUGAGUCUCCAAAACUGACAGGCAAAUAUGAGACUGGGCAGCUGUUUCUACAUCGGGUGUUUGGGUACCGUGGGGUGGUACUCUUUCCAUGGCUGGCUCGUGUCUAUGACAGAGAUGUGCCCAACAAAAAGGAGUCUAAACCAAUAGAAGAAAGUAUGAACUAUAAUCAGGUAGGAAAAGAAGUGAAGGGGCGUGCUCACACCUAUUAUCAAGUCUUAAUCGACUCCCGAGAUUGUCCUUACAUUAGAGCCCAGACUGAAGCUGUUACAUUCCUUGGCAACCAGGACAAUGGGAGGACUCUGUAUGCUGUGCCUGGGUUAGACUACAUUGGGCAUGAGGAUGUGAUGCCCUACACAGCUGGCAAUAAGAGGCCUAUCAGACAUGAUUUGUUUGACAAGUUCCUUGUUCAUUCAUCUGACAAAGACCCUCCAUUUUGUGCCCGCGAUACCCUUAUGGCAUGGCAGGAGCGCAACCACCCAUGGCUCGAAUUGUCUGAUGUCCACAAGGAAACCACAGAGAACAUCAGAGUCACAGUGAUACCCUUCUAUAUGGGCUGCAGAGAGUCUCAGAAUGCUAAUGUCUAUUGGUGGCGGUAUUGUAUUCGCUUAGAAAAUCUUGGAGAACUGACAGUACAGCUAAGAGAGAGGCACUGGCGUAUCUUCAGCUUAUCUGGAACCCUAGAAACAGUACGAGGGCGAGGUGUGGUGGGUCAGGAGCCAGUUCUCUCCAGCCAACAGCCAGCCUUUCAGUAUUCUUCUCAUGUGUCACUCCAGGCUCCCUCAGGACACAUGUGGGGCACCUUUAGGAUGGAGAGGGAAGAUGGAUUUACCUUUGAUUGCCGUAUACCCCCAUUCUCAUUGGAAAGUAAACAGGAUGACAGUUCUCAGCCAAGUGGUAUAAUAUAGUGCAAUGAUUAACAUGUAUUUACUUUAGUAGCAUCUUUGAUUAAACCUGUAUAAACAUUAUAAUUUAUAAGUUAUAUAGUGUGUAAGUAAUCCUCAGAAUACGUCAGACAAGCAUACAAUGUUGCCACUUGUGGCUUAGUUGUAUGACCAUGACAUAAGUAUUGAAAUGUGUGUAUAUAUAAUCAUUCAUAAGACAGAAUCUUCUGUCUUUUGAGCAAAUAGUAGGGAUAAAAGUUGAUCUGCCUUAAUUCUGUCUAGGCAGCACCUUCAAUUUUCUCAUUCAAGUUCAAAUUCCUUGACACGCUUCUUGUAAGCAAUCUACACAUUAAAGAAUUUGUGAUACGG
Messenger RNA from Eriocheir sinensis (Chinese mitten crab), 1449 nucleotides. RefSeq names its product polymerase delta-interacting protein 2-like (gene POLDIP2). NCBI's taxonomy places the organism in Eukaryota, Metazoa, Arthropoda, Malacostraca, Decapoda, Varunidae. The record is from RefSeq and is a predicted model, not a curated record. The coding region runs from base 88 to 1104 and encodes 338 amino acids. Gene Ontology annotation, biological process: error-free translesion synthesis. Gene Ontology annotation, cellular component: mitochondrial nucleoid; nucleus. Gene Ontology annotation, molecular function: DNA binding. The transcript is spliced from 7 exons.